This is a messenger RNA of Prorocentrum cordatum, 423 nucleotides long. The record is from the annotation of a GenBank genome assembly. NCBI's taxonomy places the organism in Eukaryota, Dinophyceae, Prorocentrales, Prorocentraceae.
GACUUCAGGGUCACCAUUGUGUCCGCCCGGAACGUGCGCGGGGCGGACAUCCUGGGGGGCAAGUCGGACCCCUACUGCGUCUGCGAGGUUGUGGGCCGCCGGAAUCAGAACAAGCAGCAGACGCCCACAGUCAGCAACACCAACGACCCGAAGUGGAACUACACGUUUGAGGUGAAGGACUGCGCUGGCGAGGAGGACCUCAAGUUCACUAUCUAUGACAGCGACGUGGGGUCACGCGACGACGUUGUGGGUGUCGGCACCCUGCAGGCCCACCAGUAUUUCCCUGAGGGCUGGGACGGAGAGCUGAGGCUCGGCAGCACCAAGGGCGAGGCUUCUUUCCUCAAGGUUCGCGUGGUGCCCGCUGAGCCAUCGUACGAGGCGCACGGGGUGGGGAUGUUUGCAGAGGUGACGCUCUCGCGCUAA